Maudiozyma barnettii is the source of this 840-nucleotide messenger RNA. It is a transcript of the gene ATO3, whose product is annotated as putative ammonium permease ATO3. The transcript has a single exon. Gene Ontology annotation, molecular function: acetate transmembrane transporter activity. Gene Ontology annotation, cellular component: plasma membrane. Lineage: Eukaryota; Fungi; Ascomycota; Saccharomycetes; Saccharomycetales; Saccharomycetaceae. The record is from RefSeq and is a predicted model, not a curated record. The coding region runs from base 1 to 840 and encodes 279 amino acids.
AUGAUAAACAGCAUGACUUCUUCUUCUUCGGAUAUCGAGAAGGUUAGAAACAUUUCAUCCGAAGUCUCAAAGACUGACUCGGACGCCAUUGCCAUCGGUAAGAACAUUCAAGAAGUUUACGCCGAUGAUGACUAUAUCACUUUAGGUCCACAUACUUACAGACGUACUGAUCUUUUAAACGUUUUGAAACCGAAUGAUGGAACAAACCCUUAUGUUAAUGCCUACCCUCCAGCACCUUCUAAUAGAAGAGUUCUAGGUAAUCCUGUCCCAUUAGGAUUAGCUUCUUUCUCUCUAUCCUGUUUGACUUUAUCUCUAUGUAAUGCUAACGUUCGUGGUGUCACAAACGUUAAGGUGUUAAUCAGUUUAUUCAUGUUCUUUGGUGGUGCUAUCGAAUUAUUUGCAGGUUUGCUAUGUUUUGUCACUGGUGACACUUAUGCAAUGACUGUUUUCAGUUCCUUCGGUGGGUUUUGGAUUUCUUGGGGUUGUAUUAAUACUGACCAAUUCCAUAGUAUUACAGGUUAUGGUGACGACACUACAAUGUUUGAUAAUUGUGUAGGUUUCUUCCUUGCAGGUUGGACCGUAUUCACCUUUUUGAUGUUGAUGUGUACUUUAAAGAGUUCAUGGGGUUUAUUCCUAUUGUUGUUUUUCCUGGAUUUAACUUUCUUAAUGCUAUGUAUUGGUUCUUUCAUUAAUGACAAUAAUGUGAAGAUGGCCGGUGGUUAUUUCGGUAUCUUAUCAAGUUGCUGUGGUUGGUAUUCAUUGUAUUGUAUGGUAGUUAGUCCUGAGAACUCAUAUAUUAAUUUGAAUGCAGCCAUGAUGCCUCAUGCUCCAACUAUUUAA